AUGUAUGAUGAUGAUGAUGAUCGGUUUGUUACCUGCCCGUGCAGUACGGGGCGUACCCCCAGUCGCUUCAGCACUGGCAUCAGAGACACCACCGUCAACUUCUUCUUCUACAACGUGUCCAGUGGGAGCUGUGAGGGGUUUCACUUCAGAGGCAGCGCGUCCAACGGGAACAUCUUUCGGACCGUGAAGGAGUGUGAAAGUCUCUGUGGUGAUGUCAAAGAUCGAUGUUUGGACUUCAUGAAGUACAGCAGCUGCCAGUCAGAGAGUCCCAGAUUCUUCUACAACAGAACCAGCUCCAGGUGUGAGCAGCUCUUCGGAGACUGCAGGUCCAACAACAAAACGUUUGGUACUCUGGAGAGCUGUGAGGCUCUCUGCUAUGGAAAUGGUAGACCACUCUCUGAGGAUCCAGGCAAGAACAAAAUUCUAUCCGGGAUCAUCGUGCUGAUGGUGGUCUUUUUGGUUAUUGUCGCCAUUGUCGUCCUCCUCGUGCAAUACUGCAGACAUGCAUCUUCCAACGGAUUCCGCCUGGUGGUUUCUGAUCCGUGA
This is a messenger RNA of Perca fluviatilis (European perch), 546 nucleotides long. Its product is annotated as tissue factor pathway inhibitor-like. Lineage: Eukaryota; Metazoa; Chordata; Actinopteri; Perciformes; Percidae. The transcript is spliced from 6 exons. Gene Ontology annotation, molecular function: serine-type endopeptidase inhibitor activity. The record is from RefSeq and is a predicted model, not a curated record. The coding region runs from base 1 to 546 and encodes 181 amino acids.